Penicillium diatomitis is the source of this 1683-nucleotide messenger RNA. RefSeq names its product CocE/NonD family hydrolase. Lineage: Eukaryota; Fungi; Ascomycota; Eurotiomycetes; Eurotiales; Aspergillaceae. Gene Ontology annotation, molecular function: dipeptidyl-peptidase activity. Bases 1 to 1683 code for a protein of 560 amino acids. The transcript has a single exon. The record is from RefSeq and is a predicted model, not a curated record.
AUGUUGGCUGGGGCCUUGAAACGCAGUUUCUCCGCUGCGAGUCUGGAUUACCUUGGCGCUCGUUAUGUCGGCGCUGGCCACGAGAUAUGCAGCUACACUUCACAGCCCGUCCGCAUCCCCAUGCGUGAUGGAGUCCACCUGGCCGCGGAUUUCUAUGCGCCGGAAAUCCCUGCCGGAAAGAACCCAGCUGGACUCAUUCUUAUCCAGUGCUGCUACGGCCGCGGGUCAGGGAUAUCGUUCAUCAAUGCUCGAAUCUAUGCGGCUCGAGGGUAUCAGGCGCUGUUCGUGAGCACCCGUGGCACGUAUGGCUCCGAAGGCGUCUUCGACUCCGGCCGCAGUGAGCAUCUCGACAGCCAGGAUAUCGUGAUCUGGAUGCGACAGCAACCAUGGUAUCGGGGCUCCUUUGCGACUCUGGGUGCCUCUUAUUUAGGGUAUUGCCAGUGGGCACUCUUCAACGACCCCCCGGAGGAUUGUGUCGCGGCUGUGAUUCCUGUGGCACCGCAUGACCAGGCACUACAUGCAUGGGGGACAGGAUCCUUUCGCUUGGAUCGAGCUUCGUGGAGUGAUGAGAUGUCUCGGAGGCAGGAUGAGAAGGGCAGUUUCCUUGAACGGCUGGCCAACAUGCCCGGCUUCAGUUUCCUACGGUCGCCAGAGCUGGAUAACGCACUCGCUCGUCUCCCACUAGAGAAGUCGCUGCGGACAUAUUUCGGGAAUCGGGCACCCUGGCUCUUUGAGUAUCUCAAGCAUUCCGAUAUCAACGAUGAGUACUGGACCCCAUGUCGUCACCAUGCAGCUCUUGAUCGUGUCAAGAUGCCUAUUCUGCUCAUAAGUGGUUGGUAUGAUUCGUUUACGGAGCAGACACUGCAUCAAUUUAAGCAUCUGAAACAAAGGAACGUGAACGUCAAUUUGAUUGUCGGGCCCUGGACGCAUGUCCAGGCAUCUGGUCUGUUUUCAGUGCCUGACAUACUCGAUUUCCUUGCAGAAAAUGUGGCAAAAACUGGAUCAUACAAACAUCCGGCAGCGAAGAUCUAUGUCACUGGUGCUGAGGAAUGGAGAGCCAUGUCUGAUUGGCCACCGAAAUCGCAACCAAAGACCUUCUACCUGCAAGACCGCAAAUCUCUCGGACUAGUGUCGCCAGCCGAAAAUGCAACGCCCGCUUCCUUCAUCUUCAACCCGUUGGAACCCACCCCCAGUCUCGGUGGGAAUCAAAUGGCGGCUGGUGGACGUGUAGAUGACAGUGAAUUGGCAGACCGAUCCGACGUUUCAGUCUUCACAAGCGAGCCGUUAAAAGAAGACCUCGAAAUCUUAGGUGCGCCAACUGUGCACCUGAUGCACACCAGCGACCCUCCUAUCGCAGACUUGUUCCUCCGGUUGUGUGAGGUUGACACUCGUGGUGUCUCACAUAAUGUGACGGAGAUGUACCAAGCUCUUCAGCCGUCUCGUGAAACAGGAAAAUCUUUACUCUUGACUUUCCGUGACUGCGCUCAUCGUUUCAAGAAAGGUACUCGAGUGAGACUUCUUGUUGCUGGUGGCUCGUUCCCAUUGUACGCAAGAAGCCUGGGAACGUCGAAUGAUCGUGUCCGAGGCGAGAAUACAGUCCCCCAAAAACACACUGUCAUCGUUGCCGAUGGAGUUUCCCGGCUUGUUCUGCCGGAAUGUCAGAUGUCGGGUAAUGUAGCAUGA